Molecule: messenger RNA, 1175 nt
Organism: Cynara cardunculus var. scolymus (artichoke)
Lineage: Eukaryota; Viridiplantae; Streptophyta; Magnoliopsida; Asterales; Asteraceae
Product: zinc finger protein CONSTANS-LIKE 4-like
Exons: 2
Coding region: 120-776 (218 amino acids)
Molecular function (GO): zinc ion binding
Source: RefSeq, a predicted model, not a curated record
AAAUGCAAAAGUGGAGAAUAUUGUGAAUACGGUGCUUAUAAAAAGAAUCGAGGGAUCGCCGGAAAACCAAAACUCUUAUACCGGAAAACCAAAACUCCGAUACCGGAAAACCAGAAGGAAUGAAGAGGUGUGAGUUGUGCACCAACGUAGCUCGGAUGUACUGCCAAUCCGAUAACGCAAGCCUCUGUUACGACUGCGAUCAAAACGUUCACUCCGCCAAUUUUCUCGUCGCCAAGCACUCCCGAACCCUCCUCUGCCAUAAAUGUCAAUCUCCAACUCCUUGGAACGCUUCCGGCCUCAAUCUCGGCCGUACCGCCUCCGUAUGUGUUAAUUGUCUUGACGAAGACUCGUCUCAACGGCGGGUGUUGAUGGAAGGAGGGACUAGUCACCGUGGAAACGAUGGCUUAGAGGAUAAUUGUGUUGUGCACGAUGAUCUACGCGAGGAGGGAUAUGGAGAGACGGAUGAUGACGAUACGGAACACAGUGAUGAGAGUGAGGGAGAGGAUGUCGAUGAGGAUGAGGAUGAGGAUGCAGAAAAUCAGGUGGUUCCGUGGUCGAUUGUGGCGUCGGCACCUAUCACCGCUUCUUCGAGUAGUGAGGAAUUUUCUUCAAGCAGAUUGUCAUCUGAUGAUACUAGAUCCGGAACUAAACGAGAACGAUUGGAUGCUUAUAUCGAUUCUGAAGACGAUACAGUAUGUUCAUCGGAAAGAUCCAACAGUAAAGCUAGAACGGAGAUCGAUGACGCCAUUUCAUUCAGAUCCUUUAGACCAAUUUAGAUCAGACAGAGUUGGAGAUCAUGGUGAAAUGUUACAAAAAAGGACUGGAAAUAGUUUUGAUCAUUCACCCUUCGUUGGCAAUGAUGAAUUGAUGAUUGAUGGACAUCGUUAUGGAUGUGAUCAGAUUACCCUUUUUUCUGUUCAAGUUGGGUUAAUGGAUUGUUCUUCAAUUUCAUCCAUGUUUUGUUCGUUCAGAUUAAAGAAGAGGCCACUUGGCAUGGAUGGUAUGGUCUUUCGAUGACAUUGCUCCAGGAAAUCCAGUUGAAAUCUCGUUUUGUUAUAUCAAUUGUUUUGUAACUUUUGUGAUUGAUGCUUGUUUCAGACAAAAAAGCUUGUCAUACUUCAUAAAGAAAUUGAAAGGGGGUGAAUACCAUUUGCAAAAGCUCCCACAAUUUGUGC